This is a messenger RNA of Entrophospora candida, 642 nucleotides long. The record is from the annotation of a GenBank genome assembly. NCBI's taxonomy places the organism in Eukaryota, Fungi, Glomeromycota, Glomeromycetes, Entrophosporales, Entrophosporaceae.
AUGCCGACCACGAAUCGUGAAGUAUGGAUAGAUUUCGAGGAUGCACCACGCAAAACCUAUACUUUUGACAAUAUAUUUGGGAAUAAGGCAAACCAACAAGAUAUAUUUGACUCAGUGGUUGACCCAAUGUUAGGAAAUUUGAAUAGUGGCAGCAAUACAAUUAUUAGUCCAAAUGUUGGUGCCAUCCCACGUUCCCUUCAAUAUAUUUUUGAAGCUUUAAAUCCAGAAUCUGCUGAAUCUGCUGAUUAUUCAGUGAAGAGUGAUUUGAAACUUCAAGAUGAUGUUAAUAAUAUAGCUGUUUUACACGGGCAUGAAGAGAUAUCUUUAAACAAUGCUGCUGAAGGCAUCAGAGUUUUGAAACAAGGAUCAUCAAUAGACAAACUGCUUCAAUCAACUAUAAUAAUAAAUCAAGGAGGAUCAGAAUAUAUUGCUCAUACAGGUGUUGAAAACACACACGCAAGAGAAGCUGGAAAAGUUGACCAAAGCUUAUUAACACUUGGUCAAUGCAUUAAUAGUCUCAUGAGAGAGCAAUUAACUAGAUUACUACAAGACUCACUUGGAGGUGCAACUCUAAGUUGCAUGCUUGCAACAAUCUCAUCUGUAGGGUUAAACAUUGAAGAAAAAAAAUUAACACUUGACUAU